Molecule: messenger RNA, 498 nt
Organism: Cooperia oncophora
Lineage: Eukaryota; Metazoa; Nematoda; Chromadorea; Rhabditida; Trichostrongylidae
Source: the annotation of a GenBank genome assembly
UCACCCGCUUCGAUUGCUGAAUCUGUUCAGGGAUCACUAUGUGUGAACCAACGUAAUUAUGAAGAAUCGUACGUAGACAAUCCUGAUGGCGAUGAUCAACUGGACCUUCUGAUUCUUGGAGUUCACGACCGUAAUCGAGCAUUGCAUGGCGAUGUGGUGAUUGUGCGCAUUAAAGAGCGCAUGAACUGGGUGAUCCGCGAGAACCUCUACCAGGCAUGGCGCGCUGGUCAUCUGAACGUCUCCCGCGAGGAUAAUGGUCAGCCGAUAACAAUUCCGCCGGUGGCAGCACCGAAAUCCGAUGAUCUCGUUGAGGACUGGCCUGAUCCUCAUAUAAGGAAAGCGAAUCUGAAUCUCACCAUCCCUCCGAAUAAAGAUCGAAAAUACAGCCGACAAGCGAUGGUCAUCAUUGGAGCUCAGAGCGGUGGAUGUCCUGAUAAUUUGAAAGAGUCAAGGAUCUGGAAAAGCGGAAUCGAAAUACGAUUGAACAGACCAUACUGA